Molecule: messenger RNA, 306 nt
Organism: Hibiscus syriacus
Lineage: Eukaryota; Viridiplantae; Streptophyta; Magnoliopsida; Malvales; Malvaceae
Product: probable indole-3-acetic acid-amido synthetase GH3.13
Exons: 2
Coding region: 11-244 (77 amino acids)
Cellular component (GO): cytoplasm
Molecular function (GO): acid-amino acid ligase activity
Source: RefSeq, a predicted model, not a curated record
ACAGUGUGACAUGCAGGCUUUCAAGAAUAAAGUUCCUGUGGUGAAUUAUGGAGAUAUCAAAGUUUAUAUCGAGCGAAUCGCCAAUGGGGAUUCCUCCAACAUCAUUUCUGAUGAACCAAUUAUUGAGUUGCUCACAAGCUCCGGUACUUCGGGCGGGCGGCCGAAGAUGAUGCCUUCAACUGCUGAAGACUUGCACAGGAAGACAUUCUUUUAUAAUCUGCUUGUGCCCGUGAUGAACAAGUGAAAUUCUUAUUUCUGUUUCUUUUUGACAUAUUAUGUUCUUUAUUGUCGUUUCUCUCAUGAAAA